CGUUUUGUGCCUGCCUUCUUUUUCAACGUCGCGUCACUGGCGACUGCGGCGGACACCGUCCGUACUACCUGGCUCGUGCCCGUAGCCCCAUUAUUUUCCGACGCUUGGCUAGCUUUGCCGAGGAUCGUAUGCUAGCUGCUAGCACGACACGGAUCGCACUCCGCGCGAGUGGCAAGGUAGCUAGCACCAUGUAGCACAGACCGGCUUGGCGCAAAGCCACGGCCUCUAUGCCACGGCCACGGACGACCGGCCGCAUCGGUGGGUGCAUCGGCUGCGGCGGCAGCACUGUCGAGCUGUCGACAUACAAGACGCGCUAGGGACGUGCUUUGCAACCGGAAGGCGUCCCCGGCUGUGUCGAGCGGCUGAUGCUACGUCCCGCCAAAGAUCGAAGAUGUGCUUAACCCGGUGCACUUAGAACCUUCAUCGCAUGUAAGAAAACGAAGCAUUAGCCAGCCUCUAAGAAUCAAGGUGUUCUACGAUAAAAGCGUUUUCGGGUUGCAGCCGGAGAAAUUCGGGAUAAUAAAUGACACAAUCUUACCUGAGGCACUUGCGUACUGGGAGAGGACUCUUAUGGUCAGGCCAACUCUAGUGCCUAUAAGGUUAAACAGGAAAUGUCCAAACAACCAAGCCUUCUCACCAGAUCAGGACCCGUACCUUUACUGCAAUGAACAUUGCGAGAACGAGACAACCUGUGGCGAAGUAGUCGUCCCUGAAGAGCAUUUAGAGCCUUGCAGAGUAUGUGACCGCACGGGCCGCUACUGCCGGACAAAGGGGAGUGCUGGCCGAGGUAUACCUGAUGCUGACUUUGUGUUUUACGUGUCAGCCAUGCAGACUGAUCGCUGCUUCAAGGGCCAAACCGUUGCUUAUGCGGCCCAUUGUCAGCAAGAAGCGUCAACUGAUAGACCUAUUGCUGGCCACGCCAACCUCUGUCCCGAUUCAAUCUCUACAAAGCCACAAGAUAUGGACACCCUGCUGUCCACUGUGAAACAUGAAAUUCUUCAUGCCUUGGGUUUUUCGGUGAGCUUAUAUGCAUAUUUUCGUGACAAAAAUGGCUAUCCCUUGACACCUCGAGAACGGAAUGGAAAACCAGCAGUGAACAAAGAGUUGCAGACACACAAAUGGAGCGACCGUGUCAUGAAGAAAAUUAUUAGGCAUGACUGGAAGAUACAUAGUGGAUCUAUGAGCAAGGAAUUUUGGAUCAUGGUUACACCUCGUGUUGUGGCAAAAGUUAGGCUCCACUUCAACUGCUCAGAACUGAAAGGUGCUGAGAUGGAAGACCAAGGGGAGGAUGGAACAAGGCUGACACAUUGGGAGAAGCGGCUGUUUGAGAAUGAAGCAAUGACUGGAACCCAUACCCAGAACCCGGUGUAUUCAAGGAUUACCUUGGCUCUCAUGGAGGAUACAGGGUGGUACCUUCCGAACUAUGACCAAGCACAGCCGCUCAAGUGGGGCCACAACCUCGGCUGUGACUUUGCUCUCAAGAGCUGCAAGGAAUGGAUUGACAACCGUCGAGAGAGGGGCCUGACCAUCCAUCCCUUUUGUGACAAAGUGAAGAAAGAUCCCUUGGAGACAGAGUGCACAGAGAGCCGAGAUUCUGUUGCCUUGUGCAAUCUAGUCGACCACGGUGAAUACCUGCCUAAGAGGUUUCAGAAUUUUGAUUAUAUCCCUGGUGUGCCUUCCACAGACCUAGGCAGACACGGUGGUUCUGUAAUACUGGCAGACUAUUGCCCUUACAUUCAGGAGUUCACUUGGAAAGCGAAAAACACUGUCGUACGAGGAUCACAAUGCCAGUUUGAAGAGAACAGUCCUCAGGAUGAAAAGAACUUUGCGUUGGAGUACUAUGGGCCUGGCUCCAAGUGCUUCAACCACAACAAGGAGAUGUGGCAGGAACGGACAUGCAGCCAAGUGCGCCAGUGGCAGCACUGGGGCAGUGGUUGUUACAAGUACUCGUGCUCCAGUGGGCGACUACACAUAGAGGUGGCCAACCACACAUACACAUGCUACCACUCCAAGCAAGAGAUCCGGAUUCAGCUGUAUGCCAAUGGCUGGCUCCACAUUGGUGCUAUUGUGUGUCCGUCAUGCCGUGAUGUCUGCACAGAUGAUAGCAUGGAGUGUGAUGCAGACUUGGUGAAGGCAAGUUACGUCCUGGCCGAGAAGCAGUUCCACAAGGACAUGCUGUAUUGUCACAGUGUGGACCUUCACGCUAGCACCGUGCUGUGCGUAGCACUAUGCCUUCUGGUUGUCAUUAGGUGACAAAUGCUUUUUACUUGGGACGUGAGGUGAAUAUCACCUGUUUGACCAUUUUGUGACAAAGGAGCAAACUUACCAGGAAGUGCACCAACUGUAAAUUGUCAUCCCAAUCAGAAUUUGAAGCAUAUCACAGUGAUGGCUUAAGUGUUACGCUGGUAACAUAAAGGAGCUCUGCAAAACCUACUGCUCUACGUUAGACAAAGCUCCCUGCACCACAUGCAAUGGUCACAGUACUCUUCACAUGCAAGCACACGGAGCAUUUCUUUCUGGUAAGGGCAGGGCAGUGGUUCACUGGCAGUUCAGUCAUGGCAAUAUACAAAACACAUAUUGUUGUCAUAGUAAUGGUGUCAUUCUUUCUGUAAUUAUCGAGUUAGAAAUGAGUAAAUAUAAGUAAGUGACUAAAUAAGGUGGAAAGCAGCCGGCUUGGAACCUUGACUCUUUUAAUUCGGAGUCAGGUUCUUCACCCAAAUGCACCACCUGAUCCUGGUUGAUGGGAAGCUGUCGAUUGGCACAACAUAUAUGCCAGAAAGAUGCGAUGCUUUGUGGUGCAUCUGUUGGUCUCUGCAAAAGAACAGACCAGAGGAAGUUCUGGUGUGUUUCACACAGCACUGGAACGGAACCAUUGGUGAGGGAGCUGAUUGAGAACAGUCACUACGCUGUAUCACAUGACAUCUCUGCAAGGAAAAUUUUUUUCUAUUACGUCAUCAGGACAGUCCCUAUGCACAGUUGUCCUGCCUUUAUUUUUUUUACCCACCUGUAAAUGGGUUCUGGUCUCCUCUUCCUCAACACCUGCGAAUUGUGGCUUUCAUAUGUAGCAAGGACAAUGUUGCUUCUUUACAAGUGUGCCUGUUAAAUGCAAAAAUGUUUGUGUAUUUAGGAUUAG
Molecule: messenger RNA, 3133 nt
Organism: Dermacentor albipictus
Lineage: Eukaryota; Metazoa; Arthropoda; Arachnida; Ixodida; Ixodidae
Gene: Invadolysin
Product: leishmanolysin-like peptidase, invadolysin
Biological process (GO): cell adhesion; proteolysis
Cellular component (GO): membrane; cytoplasm
Molecular function (GO): metalloendopeptidase activity
Source: RefSeq, a predicted model, not a curated record